AAUUCCACAGUUGUCCAGUAUCGAGCACAGAGAAGAGAGGAUAUAUCUUCGUGUUGCGGGAGGCAUCACGCACGUUGUGUUAAUCCAAAUUGAUGCUUACAUUUGUUUCGGACAUUUAUCAUUAUACUAAAGAAUCAUUUGUUUUGAUUAUGCCGUUGUAAAUAUUUCCAUUAUUUAGCAUUAUAUUGAGGAAGCAUUAAUAAAACAUAAAAAUGGAGGAAAUGGAUACUACCGAUCAGUCUGUGGCAACUAUGGAUUCUGCACCAAGUGUGAAUUCUGUGCCAGAGACUCAGAAUGAAACUCCAGUGGCUGUUGAGCAGAUUAAAAAAGAAAAAACUGAAGAAGAGGAAAGUAACAAGAAGAAUGAUUUGAAUAAAACUGCUUUAAUGGCAGUUUUACAGUUUUUAAAGAAACAUAAUUUGCAGGAGACCGAAGCUAUCCUUCGAAGAGAAACAAAAGUUACUGAUGAUGGUAAAUUGCCAGAAUCUGCUCAGAAUGGGUCAGAUGUGAGCAGUGUACUAUCCACUUAUAAAAGUGAAGGAGAUCCUGAUAUCUAUGAAGAUACAUACGUUGGUCUGAAAAAGUUCAUUGGCACUGCUUUGGAUACAUACAGACAUGAGCUGUCAAUGAUUUUGUAUCCAGUAUUUGUUCACAUGUAUUUAGAAUUGGUUUAUAAUGAGCAUGAAGCCCAAGCAAAAUAUUUUAUGGAAAAAUUUGGUCCAGAACAAGAGGAGUAUUACCAAGAUGAUAUCAAAAAGCUAUCUUGUUUAACCAAAAAAGAACAUAUGAAAGGAAAUGAACUGAUGGAUAGUUUUCGAUCUGGACAGUUUACAGUUCGAAUGUCGAGAGAUACAUACAACUUUCUAAAAAGACAUUUGCAAGAUAAAAGAAAUACUGUACUUCAGAACAUUAUCCAAGAACAUCUAUAUCUGGAUGUUUAUGAAGGGAUAUCAAGAACUAAACAACAGAUUGAUAAUACUGCUGGUGCACUUAUUGGUGAAGCUGCAAGACAAGCAAAUAAAGCCAAAGUCUAUUAUGGUUUGUUGAAAGAGCCUGAGAUUCAGAUACCAUUAGAUGAUGAUGAAGAAGGUCAAGAUGGGGAGGAAAAACCAAAAAAAAAGAAACAGAAAAAAGAUCCACUUUUAUCUAAGAAAGGCAGAAAUGAUCCAAAUGCUCCUCCACCAAACAGAAUACCACUUCCAGAAUUACGUGAUGCUGACAAAUUAGACAGAAUAAAUGCCUUACGAGAGGGCCUAAAGAGAGCUCGCUUGGGACCAAAUAAUCUUCCGUCAAUUUGUUUCUAUACAUUUUUGAAUUCCCAUGGAGGGGUAACUUGUGCUGAUAUUUGUGAAGACUCCAGUCUAUUAAGUGCUGGUGCAUCUGAUUCACUAGUAAGGAUUUGGAGUUUAAACAGUAAUAAACUAAAAGCAAUGAAACCAGCAUCGGAACUGGAACAUGUGGACAAAGAAGCUGAUGAUGUGCUGUAUCGAAUGAUGGAUGAAAAAAAUGCUACUGAUAUGAGAACGCUCAUUGGUCAUAGUGGUCCAGUGUAUUCCACUAGUUUCAGUCCAGAUAAGAAUUUAUUGUUGUCUUGUUCAGAGGAUUCCACAGUUCGAUUAUGGAGCUUACAAACUUGGACAAAUGUAGUUUGUUAUAAAGGGCAUUGUUUUCCUGUGUGGGAUGUCAAGUUCAGUCCAUAUGGAUAUUAUUUUGCAUCAUGUGGUCAUGAUAAAGCAGUUCGUCUAUGGGCAACAGAUUACCAUCAACCUGUGAGGUUAUUUUCUGGACAUGUUUCUGAUGUAGAUUGUGUCCAAUUCCAUCCAAAUUGUAAUUACAUUGCUACAGGCUCAAGUGAUCGCACAAUCAGGCUGUGGGACAUUUUGUCUGGCAGCUGUGUCAGGUUUAUGACAGGGCAUAAGGGAACAGUUUAUAGUUUGGCAUUUUCAACAUGUGGACGAUUCCUUGCUUCUGCUGGUUCUGAUAAAAAAAUUCUCAUUUGGGAUGUCGCUUAUGGUCAUCUUUUAGCAGAACUUGCCAGUCAUACUGAUACCAUUUAUACAUUGAGCUUUAGCCGAGAAGGGGCUAUUUUAGCAUCAGGGGGAUUAGACAACUGCAUAAAAUUGUGGGAUUUUACAAAAUUGAUAGAUGAAAUAGAUCUAGAAGAUUUGAAUCUAUCGCAUGCUCCUAAUGUAAAAAUGAAUUCAGAUACAUAUCUCCUAGGAACUUUUAGAACAAAAGCCACACCUGUGUUCACAACUCAUUUCACUAGAAGGAAUCUGCUGCUAGGAGCCGGAAUGUAUCAGGGAUAAAUCAUGAAUUCACUGUAUAUAAAUCAUCAAUCAGUGACUUUUGGAUUUCAGUACAAGUUGUGUUAUGUCUACAAAAUACAUCUAUCUGUAAAUAUCCAUUUUUAUUAAAUUUAUU
This is a messenger RNA of Argiope bruennichi, 2424 nucleotides long. It is a transcript of the gene Taf5, whose product is annotated as transcription initiation factor TFIID subunit 5-like. Gene Ontology annotation, cellular component: transcription factor TFIID complex. The record is from RefSeq and is a predicted model, not a curated record. Gene Ontology annotation, molecular function: RNA polymerase II general transcription initiation factor activity; protein binding. The coding region runs from base 213 to 2309 and encodes 698 amino acids. The transcript has 20 exons. NCBI's taxonomy places the organism in Eukaryota, Metazoa, Arthropoda, Arachnida, Araneae, Araneidae. Gene Ontology annotation, biological process: transcription initiation at RNA polymerase II promoter.